UUUUUUUUUUUGUUUUGCACAGAAAGGGAAAAGGCGGUGCCAUUACACUAAACAAACAUCCACUCCUGAGUCAGAAUUCAGACAUUUACCAUAGCUGAUCAUCUUUUUUUUCCCUUCUUAUUAUAUUAUUCUACGUCGGAGACGGCACAUUUGCAUUUUGGAGAAAUUCAACGUGCCUCGCUUUCCAUUACUUUCAAGUGGAAAUUCAACGAGGGAAUUUUCAACUCACAAUUUACUAUCUUCAUAUCGUUCCUUGUGCCGUUGAUUCGGGUAGAAGUUACUUAUGGCUCUUGAGGCAGACUUCCCCGGAAUUCGCGCUUGUAUUUUCGAUAUGGACGGGCUCCUAAUCAAUACCGAAGACUUAAUUACUCUGUCCAUGAACCAACUACUUGAAAAGUAUGGAAGGCCUGCCUUUACUCGGUCGAUUCGAGCCCAGCUCAUGGGUGUCCCAGACUCGACAAACGGUGACGUGUUCCAUAACUGGGCCAAGUUACCCAUCUCCCGCGAGCAAUUUGCCCAUGAAUCGACUGAACACAUGCGACAGCAUUUUCCGAACUGCAAGCCGCUGCCUGGCGCGGAAAAGCUAUUGUCAAACCUUAGCCGUGCACACAAUGCUUCUUCUGGUGACAAAAUUGAGCUGGCAUUGGCAUCCAGCACGAAGAGCCAAAGCUAUCAAUUGAAAGCUUCAGGGUCAGAAACUAAACGACUCCUUAGCUUUUUUCAGUCCGAGAGGAGGGUCCUAGGUGAUGACCCAAGAGUGCGACAGGGUCGAGGAAAGCCCGCGCCUGACAUAUAUUUAGCGGCGUUGCAGUCUUUGAACUUGACGGCAGAUUCUGGCGCAAAGGCCAUCCUGCCGAUAGAAUGUUUGGUUUUCGAGGAUAGUGUGGCUGGGGUAGAGGCUGGAAGACGGGCUGGGAUGAGGGUUGUUUGGGUACCGCACCCAGAUGUGGCGGUCGAGUAUCAAACGAGGCAAAAGGAGGUGCUGGCCGGGAGGACGCGAAUCACUGAGGUCGGAGACGAUCGGCAGCUAGGAGAGAUCGAUGACGGCUGGGCUGAAACCAUACCGAAUCUGAAGCAUUUCGACUACGAGAAGUACGGCAUCGCCGUGCCUUCCUAGCUAUUCCUGUCUAAAUUGGCCCUCCUCAUGAAUUGAUAGGAAUUCGCCCCCACGGCAGAAAGGCCAGGCGAAAGACACUCUUCAGAAUCCUUCUCCUGGAGUCACUGUCGGGUGGAUUGAGUCCACUUUUUUCAUAGGGUAAAGAUUGCUUGCCCCGUCAACUCAAGCAGGUCUCAGCCCAUACUAUUAGGCAGAUGUAUAGACAUCUGCACUUCUUGUUUGGUCAUGGAUAUGAUGCUGGUACAUUUGAAGUUUGCGGUGGGAAUAAAAGCCAACUUAAAAGGCAAAGCGCAGGUCUGUGUCACCGUGUAGCGACCGUGCAACAAUGCUGAGUGUGCUAUUAUACAAAAAUCUCAAAAC
Molecule: messenger RNA, 1477 nt
Organism: Penicillium samsonianum
Lineage: Eukaryota; Fungi; Ascomycota; Eurotiomycetes; Eurotiales; Aspergillaceae
Product: putative HAD superfamily hydrolase
Exons: 3
Coding region: 284-1117 (277 amino acids)
Molecular function (GO): phosphatase activity
Source: RefSeq, a predicted model, not a curated record